Neltuma alba is the source of this 2679-nucleotide messenger RNA. Its product is annotated as digalactosyldiacylglycerol synthase 1, chloroplastic. The record is from RefSeq and is a predicted model, not a curated record. Gene Ontology annotation, biological process: galactolipid biosynthetic process. NCBI's taxonomy places the organism in Eukaryota, Viridiplantae, Streptophyta, Magnoliopsida, Fabales, Fabaceae. Gene Ontology annotation, molecular function: digalactosyldiacylglycerol synthase activity. The transcript is spliced from 7 exons. The coding region runs from base 1 to 2364 and encodes 787 amino acids. Gene Ontology annotation, cellular component: chloroplast outer membrane.
AUGGCCACCCCGAGUCAGACUUCCCCCUCUUCCAGCGCGUUUUCAUUCAUCUCCAAGGGUUGGCGGGAGGUUCGGGAUUCUGCAGACGCCGAUCUCCGUUUGAUGCGAGACCGAGCCAACUCCUUCAAGAACCUUGCCACCUCUUUCGACCGCGAGCUGGAGAACUUUUUCAAUUCUGCUUCCCCGUUUUCCGUUCCGGCCAUACGGGCUUCCCCGCAGGCCGAGAUUGAUUUUGUAAAGAAGUUGCAGCCCAAGCUGUCUGAAAUUCGACGGGCCUAUUCGUCGCCAGAUUUCAGUAAAAAGGUUCUCGAGAAGUGGCGGCCCAGGUCGAGGAUUCGGAUCGAUUUGUCAGCGAUAAAGAAUGCAAUUGUAUCCGAGGUUGAGGAUGGGGAUGAAAUUCUCGAUUUUGAUAGGGGUAGGAGAGCUAGGAGAUUGAACUUUAGAGAGUUCUGGGGGGAGUGGAAGCGAGAAGGUGAAGCGGAUGGGGAAGGGCAGUCCGCCAGGGAUUGGGAGCCAAUUCGAGCCUUGAAGACAACGUUUAAAGAGUUUGAGAAACGGAGGUCGUCUGUAGAGAUUUUUGAUGGAUUCAAGAAUGGCGAAUUUGUGGAGAAACUAAAAUCAGGCUUGAAAUCAAUGUGCAUGGAGCCUCAAGAUUCAAAGGAAGUGCCGCCAUUGGAUGUGCCUGAACUUUUGGCCAGUUUUGUCAGGCAAUCUGAGCCAUUUUUGGAUCAACUUGGAGUCAGAAGAGAGAUAUGUGACAAGAUAGUGGAAAGCUUGUAUAGCAAACGCAAAAACCAACUUUUCCUGCAGUCCCUAUCUGGGGAAGAAUCUUCUGCUCUUGGGAAUGAAAAUAUAAAUGAUGAAUUGGAUUUGCGAAUAGCAAGCGUCCUUCAGAGCACAGGGCACCGAUAUGAUGGUGGGCUCUGGACAGAACAUGCAAAGCAUGACCCAUCAGGCACCGAAAGACAUGUUGCAAUAGUUACAACUGCUAGUCUUCCUUGGAUGACAGGAACAGCUGUGAAUCCACUAUUUCGAGCAGCAUAUCUAUCACAAUCUGCAAAGCAAAAAGUUACUUUACUGGUUCCGUGGCUUUGUAAGUCAGAUCAAGAACUAGUUUAUCCUGGCAAUCUCACUUUUAGUUCACCAGAAGAACAGGAAGUUUAUAUACGGAACUGGCUUGAGGAAAGGAUUGGUUUCAAGCCAGACUUUAAAGUUUCCUUUUAUCCUGGGAAGUUUUCAAAAGCAAGACGUAGUAUUAUACCUGCUGGAGACACUUCUCAGUUCAUACCAUCUAAGGAAGCGGACAUCGCUAUACUGGAAGAACCUGAACAUUUGAAUUGGUACCAUCAUGGUAGGCGUUGGACAGACAAAUUCAAUCAUGUUGUUGGUAUUGUCCACACAAAUUACUUGGAAUACAUCAAGAGAGAGAAAAAUGGGGCCCUCCAAGCGUUCCUUGUGAAACACAUAAACAACUGGGUGACAAGAGCAUACUGCAACAAGGUUCUUCGUCUUUCAGCUGCCACUCAGGAUUUACCCAAGUCUGAAAUUUGUAAUGUUCAUGGUGUGAAUCCCAAGUUUCUGAAAAUUGGGGAGAAGAUCGCUGCAGAGAGGGAGCUUGGGCAGAAAGCCUUUACAAAAGGAGCAUAUUUCUUGGGAAAGAUGGUAUGGGCGAAGGGAUAUAAGGAACUGAUAGACUUAUUAGCGAAGCAUAAGAGCGACCUUGAUGGAUUCAAGUUGGAUGUAUUUGGAAAUGGAGAGGACGCUCAUGAAGUUCAGAGUGCAGCUAGAAGAUUGGAUUUAAAUCUCAACUUUCAGAAAGGAAGAGACCAUGCGGAUGAUUCUCUUCAUGGGUACAAAGUCUUUAUAAAUCCUAGUAUUAGUGACGUGCUCUGCACAGCUACAGCUGAGGCGCUUGCCAUGGGAAAAUUUGUGGUGUGUGCUGAUCAUCCAUCAAACCAGUUCUUUAUGUCAUUCCCAAAUUGUUUGACUUACAAGACACCUGAAGACUUUGUGGCAAAAGUAAAAGAAGCUUUGGCCAACGAACCCCAUCCUCUCACCCCUGAGCAAAGAUAUCAGCUUUCGUGGGAAGCUGCUACUCAAAGAUUCAUGCAAUAUUCUGAGCUUGACAAAGUCUUUAAAGGGGAAAAGGAAGGUGGAAAGGCUGUUGCAAGGUCCGCAUCAAUGCCUAAUCUGACGGAACUAGUAGAUGGAGGCCUGGCUUUUGCUCACUAUUGCUUCACUGGUAAUGAAUUCCUGAGGCUUUGUACUGGAGCAAUACCUGGUACACGUGACUAUGACAAGCAGCACUGUAAAGACCUUCAUCUCUUGCCCCCUCAGGUAGAAAAUCCUAUCUAUGGCUGGUAAAUAGACUAGUAGUUAGUGGAGCAAUUUCUGGGACUUAGGAUAUUAUCAGCACUGCAAGAACAAUCUCUUGACUUAGUGAAUGCUGAAUAGAAUAGCAAAUAGAUUUACCAGGUUGAAUUCGUAACGUUAACUAUAAUAAUAGUUAGUGGUUGUAAUUAGUUGUAAUUAGGAUCUUUCAUGCGAUCACUCCUAAGUUUAUGCAGCUUAUUUGUCAUACACAUCCGGAAUGCCAAAAUUUCAGUUUUCCCUUGUGACAUGUUUUCCCUCCUUGUAAAGUGAGUAAAAUUCUAUGGAUAAGCAUCCGUUUGACGAAAA